Molecule: messenger RNA, 1944 nt
Organism: Perognathus longimembris pacificus (Pacific pocket mouse)
Lineage: Eukaryota; Metazoa; Chordata; Mammalia; Rodentia; Heteromyidae
Gene: Hnrnpc
Product: heterogeneous nuclear ribonucleoprotein C
Exons: 8
Coding region: 712-1656 (314 amino acids)
Cellular component (GO): nucleus
Molecular function (GO): RNA binding
Source: RefSeq, a predicted model, not a curated record
CUGACUUUCCGCUGAUUUCCUUUUUAUUGUUGUUACUAGUUAUUACUUAUUUACUAUUAUACUUAUGAUGGUGAUGAUGAUGAUGAUGAUGAUGAUGAUUUUUAACCGGAUUAAAAUCGAGUUUUUCUGAAUGUUCAUAAGAAUUUCUUCAGCCUCCUGAUUGACUUUGGAGUUUUGCAUCUUGGGAGAGAAAGUGAAGGCAUUAGUAUUUUUAAGUGGAUUGAUCACAUAAACCUUUUCUCUCCCAACCCCACCCUUGCCCUCAACCCCUUCCCUACACUGGAAGUAAUUUUACUGGCUGUUAAGUCUGUGAUCUUAUUUUUCCUUACCUUUAACUUAACUGUUUUAGAGCAUCUCUGGACGUCUGUAUUUUUCAUUUUUUAUUUUUGUUUUUUUAUUUUUAAUCUUUCAUUUGUUAAAUUUUUAAACUUGUGCUGCAAUAAAAUGUGUGUGGUACUACUUAACACCUAAAGAAGGUGAUGGCGUUUUCCCAGAAAGCCAUCUUCCUCCUGUUUCCCUUGAAAUCCCAUCCUGCUUUUCCUGUACACUACCCUUCACAAACCACAAGCCGCAGCAACAUGGAUGCCCAGCCUGGGAGCAGCAUCAGCCAGGAUGACCUGGAGCCAGGGGGGCCUUCGGAACAGAUGCACACCCUUCCUGGGUGAUGGUAAGAGUUUUUCAGCUCUGUGAGGAGCCAGACUAUCAAACACAAUGGCUAGCAAUGUUACCAACAAGACAGAUCCUCGUUCCAUGAAUUCCCGUGUAUUCAUUGGGAAUCUCAAUACACUUGUGGUCAAGAAAUCUGAUGUGGAAGCAAUCUUCUCGAAGUAUGGCAAAAUUGUGGGCUGCUCAGUUCAUAAGGGCUUUGCCUUUGUGCAGUAUGUUAAUGAGAGAAAUGCUCGGGCUGCUGUCGCAGGAGAGGAUGGCAGAAUGAUUGCUGGCCAGGUUUUAGAUAUUAAUCUGGCUGCAGAGCCAAAAGUGAAUCGAGGAAAAGCAGGUGUGAAACGAUCUGCAGCGGAGAUGUACGGGUCAGUACCAGAACACCCUUCUCCGUCCCCUCUACUCAGCUCCUCGUUUGACUUGGACUAUGACUUUCAACGAGAUUAUUAUGACAGGAUGUACAGUUACCCAGCACGUGUGCCUCCGCCGCCUCCUAUUGCUCGGGCUGUAGUGCCCUCUAAACGUCAGCGCGUGUCAGGAAACACCUCACGCAGGGGCAAAAGUGGCUUCAAUUCUAAGAGUGGACAGCGAGGAUCUUCUUCCAAGUCUGGAAAGUUGAAAGGAGAUGACCUUCAAGCCAUUAAGAAGGAACUUACUCAAAUUAAACAAAAAGUGGAUUCUUUACUGGACAGCCUGGAAAAAAUUGAAAAGGAACAGAGCAAACAAGCAGACCUGUCCUUAUCAUCGACAGUAGAGGUGAAGAAUGAUAAGUCAGAAGAAGAACAGAGCAGCAGCUCCCUGAAGAAAGAUGAGACUAAUGUCAAGAUGGAGUCUGAGGGGGGUGCAGAUGAUUCUGCUGAGGAGGGGGACCUACUGGAUGAUGAUGAUAAUGAAGAUCGGGGGGAAGACCAGCUGGAGUUGAUCAAGGAUGAUGAAAAAGAGGCUGAGGAAGGAGAGGAUGACAGAGACAGCGCCAAUGGCGAGGAUGACUCUUAAGCACAUAGUGGGGCUUAGGGAUCUUAUCCCAUUGUUUCUUUACCUAGGCGCAUGUCUUAAGAUCAAAAUUUCACCAGAUCCUCUCCCCUAGUAUCUUCAGCACAUGCUCACUAUUCUCCCUAUCCUCAUCUUUCCCAUGUUCAUUAAUUCAUAUUGCCCUGCGCCUAGUUCCAUUUUUUUGCUUCCUUUGAUGCUCCUGGUAGUUUUGUUAAGUCUUACCCUGUAAUUUUUGCUUUUAAUUUUGAUACCUCUUUAUGACUUAACAAUAAAAAGGAUGUAUGGUUUUUA